GUUGCCAACGAUUUUCUCUUAGAAAGCGAGUCAGGGCAUUUUACAAGCCAGUCGUUUUCGUCCUGAAAUGGUUUAACAUCAUCCUUGAGCGUCAAACUAAAGAUGGACAGUCCUAGUUUCGUCCAUCCAGGGCAUUAAAGAGGCAUGCCAUCGAGUCUGAAUACAUGCCCAAUAUAAAAAAGAUGUAAAAUUUUAUCUAAGCAUACAAUAAAAUACCCGAUAUUCUCAUAUUAUAUUAUAUUGGAUUAGCAUUUGGGAAUUUUAUUAUACAACUGGUUUGAACCCGGUUAGUUGUAGAAUAACAAAAAUCACAUUAACCCCUCCUCAAAACCGCCGUUCCGAUCAUCAAAAUAACCGCAAAAAUGAACGUCGGUGGAGCAGUCGGCACUGGCGACACCGAUCUGAAACCCUCACCACUCUCCGAGUACACACACACUCUCUCCCGCCGGUACCAACACCUCCUCGACAAGUCAACGCCGCUCGUUCUCCACCGUUGGAUCGGUUUCGCCGUCGUCGUUUUCAUCUACGCUCUCCGUGUUUACUUCGUUCAAGGCUUCUAUAUCGUCACUUACGGCCUCGGUAUCUAUAUUCUGCAACUGUUUCUCGCUUUUCUCUCUCCUCAGGUUGAUCCGGAACUCAACGACGGUCCUUCCUUGCCUACUCGUGGAUCUGAAGAGUUUCGUCCGUUUGUUCGUCGCCUUCCUGAGUUUAAGUUCUGGUAUUCGCUUACAAAAGCCUUCUGUAUUGCUUUCAUGCUCACAUUUUUCAGCAUGUUUGAUGUGCCUGUAUUUUGGCCAAUUCUGUUAUUCUAUUGGCUCGUACUCUUUGUUUCAACAAUGAAGAGGCAAAUAAUGCAUAUGAUCAAAUAUAGAUAUGUUCCCUUCACCUUUGGCAAACGGAAAUACACGGGAAAGAAAGCCGCAUCGGUUGAUGAUGCAUCAUCUGGCAGACCUUGAAGCUAUUUGGUGAGUUAGCUUGAAAUAUUGAUUUGGUGAAAUUCUUUUUAUAUCUCAAAUUUUCUUGAGAAAGCUGUGACAAAGGAUCUUGUUUAGGGUACCCGGGAUCUGUGAAAUCCAAUUAUCCAUCCCACUUCUAUUUGUGAUGUCGGGAAAGUGUAAUGUUUGUUUUAGUAACUUUUUAUGUAAUAUUUUGUAGUUCUGUUUUUGAAAUUUUGACCUAUGAAUACCAGGGAUCAUCUCUUCUUAACUUAAAUAGUUUUUUUUUCUUUAAGAAA
This is a messenger RNA of Helianthus annuus (common sunflower), 1234 nucleotides long. Its product is annotated as protein RER1A. Gene Ontology annotation, cellular component: Golgi membrane. Gene Ontology annotation, biological process: retrograde vesicle-mediated transport, Golgi to endoplasmic reticulum; protein retention in ER lumen. Bases 363 to 956 code for a protein of 197 amino acids. The record is from RefSeq and is a predicted model, not a curated record. The transcript is spliced from 3 exons. Lineage: Eukaryota; Viridiplantae; Streptophyta; Magnoliopsida; Asterales; Asteraceae.